Messenger RNA from Amorphotheca resinae ATCC 22711, 1551 nucleotides. RefSeq lists its product as hypothetical. Gene Ontology annotation, molecular function: metalloaminopeptidase activity; manganese ion binding. The transcript is spliced from 5 exons. NCBI's taxonomy places the organism in Eukaryota, Fungi, Ascomycota, Leotiomycetes, Helotiales, Amorphothecaceae. The record is from RefSeq and is a predicted model, not a curated record. Bases 193 to 1551 code for a protein of 452 amino acids.
CUUAUACUAAUGAACAAAAACUCAAUCAUCUUAUAGACGGCCGUAUCCUUAUCUGAUUCGUCAAUUUAAUAUAAAUAUUAUACAGAGUAUAGACACCUACCUCGGUAGUCCCAGCCACCGACCUUCAGCCCCCCAUCCUCAAUUCAAGGAAGACCGAAAGCGCUGAGCAUUUGAAAGAACUGGAACGAUUAAAUGGUUGCUAUGGGAUUAAGUAAGGGAAAUCAGACGGGGGUGCAGCAGCCCGCCAUGAGCGAGGAGGAUUUCAGCUGCGUCGAUGUUGCGGAAUUCGAUGCUAUAUCCAUCAAUUUGAAGCCGAAGCCUUCUGAGAAAUAUCCUGGGAAGCUACACGCUCAAUCAGUCGCAAAGCGACUUGGUUCCAAGCAGGGCCUCAUAUACCUGCCGUCAAAGAAGUCAUGUAACUAUGAGGACUCUGAUCAGGAGGUUUUUUUCCGGCAACGCCGCUACUUUUAUUACCUGAGCGGUGUCGACCUGCCGAACUGUGUUGUGACCUACAACAUUGAGAAAGAUAGUCUCACUCUCUUCAUCCCGCCUCCAAACUCAGGCACCUCGGUCAUUUUCAAUGGAUCCAGUCCAACGCCCGAAGAAAUCAAAGCUAAAUAUGACUUUGACGCCGUCGAAUUGACUACAGCUCUGCCUGAUUUCCUGACCCAUUUCGCCCACCGGGAAAAGGGCAUGAUAUACGUGCUACACCCCUACCAGAUCCCACCCAAGUCGACAAUCAUGCAGAGCAUUACCCUCGAGGAUGGAUGCCAGAGCAAUCUCUAUAUCCCGCCAUGGGAGACCUCCAAGCUCCAACCCACAAUGGAUGCCGCUCGGACGAUCAAGAGCCCCUACGAACUCAAGAUGAUCCGCAAAGCCAACGAGAUCUCAGCCCAGGCACAUCUCAACGUCCUCCGUGGCAUCAAGCACUUCAAGAACGAAGCCGAGGUGGAGGCCGUCUUCGCCGCGACGUGUAUCGCGCGGCAGGCCAAACGACAAGCCUACGGCAUCAUCGCCGGAGCGGGCGAGAACGCAAGCACUCUCCACUACGUGGCCAACAACGAGCCGCUGGAAGGGCGCCAGCUUCUCUGUCUCGAUGCCGGGUGCGAAUGGGACUGCUACGCCUCGGACGUCACGCGGACGUUCCCCAUCUCGGGGGCCUUCACACCUGAAGCGCAAGCCAUCUAUGACCUCGUGGCGCAGAUGCAAGAAGAAUGCAUCGCAAUGUGCAAGCCCGGCGUCAACUUCCGCUCUAUACACCUGCACGCGCAUGCCGUUGCUGCCGCAGGGCUGAUGAAGCUCGGCCUUUUGCAUAACGGGACGUUUGACGAGAUCUUCAAGUCUGGCGCAUCUGUCGCUUUCUUCCCGCACGGCCUGGGCCACUUCCUCGGUCUCGAAGUCCACGACGUCGGCGACGGCACCAACAGCCUUCUCUCGACGCACGCCAAAUCCUGGCUCACCAAUUUCCACUCGAUCCUCCAGGAUCCCAGCUCUUCCUCCGUCUCCGUCCUCGCUCCUAACAUGGUCAUCACUAUCGAGCCUGGAAUGUAA